AUGGCUCUAGCUCCCUGCAGAUGGAAUCCGAUGAACUGGAAGGCCAAAGUCUCUCAGCCCUCUCGAAAUCUUCGAGAGAAGGAGGUUAGUCUUGAUCCCCUUCCCAUGGAUGCUGGAACUUCCGUCCGAGAUCCUAUCCCCCCUUCUUCGGUUAGCAGUGACGGUGCUUUGUUUGUUCCUGAUAAUUCUGUGAGUGAUUCUGACUUCGGUCCUUGGCUUCUCGUUUCUCGCCGGCGAGGCCAACCCCGUUCCCGUGGCGGUGGUGCUCGCACCCCUAACGUGAACGUUGGAACGGCAGCCGCUCCGAGCAACGAUGACCGCUCAUCCCGAGGAGUUCCUGUUCGUGGUACACGUGGCGGCUUGCGAGGCGGUUCGAGUGGGCGGCGUCCCUCUCCCCGCCCCACGUUGCACGACUCCCCAAGUCUGCAGAACACUGUUCUCUCUGCCAACCCUUACACCCCUGACAUCGUUGAUCCCUCCGUUGCUUUAUCAAUUACGCCUUGGGACCCUAACACGCUCCAUCCCGAGGCUCCUCGGGACCCUUCUACUUCCACUAUGCUGCCCUCUCCUGUCAUCUCACAUUCCACUUUGGAGAACCCACCUACUGACACUCUACCCAGAACUCCCACUCACACUGCUAAAGAGAUGUUGACUCGUCGGCAUCCCUCUCCUCCCCCUGUUCUUUUGACCACUUCCUCUGCAAACCCUUCCAUCAAACCUCAUAGUCCUAAUCCAGAGCACUCGAAACUUGUUUCUUAG
Dioscorea cayenensis subsp. rotundata (Guinea yam) is the source of this 759-nucleotide messenger RNA. RefSeq names its product cadherin-related family member 5-like. The coding region runs from base 1 to 759 and encodes 252 amino acids. The record is from RefSeq and is a predicted model, not a curated record. The transcript has a single exon. Lineage: Eukaryota; Viridiplantae; Streptophyta; Magnoliopsida; Dioscoreales; Dioscoreaceae.